This is a messenger RNA of Ustilaginoidea virens, 2574 nucleotides long. RefSeq lists its product as uncharacterized. The record is from RefSeq and is a predicted model, not a curated record. Lineage: Eukaryota; Fungi; Ascomycota; Sordariomycetes; Hypocreales; Clavicipitaceae. Gene Ontology annotation, molecular function: cysteine-type deubiquitinase activity; cysteine-type endopeptidase activity. Gene Ontology annotation, biological process: protein deubiquitination. The transcript has 5 exons. The coding region runs from base 1 to 2574 and encodes 857 amino acids. Gene Ontology annotation, cellular component: nucleus; cytosol.
AUGAGUAGCCGCCAUCUGCCGGCUGGGCAGCACAUGCAUGGAGCAUCUGGGGCCAUCGCCGGCGCCGAUAUGGGUCACGGUCCUGGCGCAGGAGGUCCUCGGCGGAGGCAGCCUCAGUAUGUGCCGCAUUAUCACCAACAAAUGCCUCCCAUGUAUCCCACCAACUUCGUGUCCUACGCGCCGCAGCAGUACUACAGCAUUCCUCCGCAGUACAGCAGCAGCGGAAUCCCGUCUCCUGGAUACCUGCCUUACCAACAGUAUGCGAGGUCUCCGCCCACCAUGCAUCAAUACGUCCCCAUGGUGGGCGUGAGCGUGUCUCCAAACUACCCUCGCGCUUCGCAGCAGAGCCCGAGCCUUGCGACACCAUAUCAGCCUCCUCCUGCUCCAGUUCCGAUCCCGCCGCAAACUCCGUCGUCCACACACUCCUCGCACAUGAUUCCUCCUCCAACCCCCCCGACGCCUUCCACUCCCCAAGCUGGCGAAUAUGCAUCGUCGGCGCAGCAUCCACAGCCGGUUGCGUCUCCUCCUAUUUCGGAGCGGAAACCCUUCCUUCCUCCUCUUCCAUGGCUGUCCAUGCCCGAGUCGAAAUUCCCCAAAAGGACCCCCCGACUCAGGACGAAAAGAAAGCUGCUUCCAUCCAACGAGGAGACUGUUUUCUUUUCGCUGCAGCAACACGGAGCCAUUCUCGAAAAACCACCUACAGCCGCCUCUCAGCACUCCAAGUCGGCUGAAGAAGCAAAGCAUACUUCCGACGCUGACGCGCGGGAACCUGCGGAGCACAAUCAGGCCGAAGCCGAGCCCCGGAAUCAGAAUACGGACGCGUCCAAUUCCAACGCAGAGGAGAGUGUUGCUCAGCCCAAAGAUGCACAUCAGCCUGCUACAGCUGUGACGAACGGUAACGAUGAUAAAGACGCGGCGGACGGGUCCGCACUAGCUGAGAAUGCGGCCGGCCCGUCGGCUCAGGAAGCUGGCACUCCCGGGAAACCGGCCGUGGCAAGCACUUCCGUACGGGCUGCCCCAAUCAGCUGGGCGAAGCUGUUUUCUCCGGUCAAUCAGGCUGCAUUCUCCUCAAACGGGCUUGGCCGUGUGGCUGUCGCCAACGGAGAACAAUCGAGGCUUGGCAAUAUCUCUGGAUCAGACUUCCAUGAAGCCAACAAAAGCUCCUUGGCAGAGGUGAUUCGAAACUUUCAGGUCAACAGCACCGGCAGGGUCGCACUGAUUGAGCCUCGUGGUCUCAUCAAUGCCGGCAACAUGUGCUACAUGAACUCGGUUUUGCAAGUCCUCGUGUUUUGUACUCCCUUCUACGACUUUUUAGAGAAGCUGAGCAAACGAGGUUCCCACAGUUUCAAUAGCUCGACCCCUCUCGUCGAUAUACUGGUUGUCUUCAUGCAAGAAUUCAAAGUUCUUGCCUCUGGCUCCUCUGCUGAGCUCUGCAACUCUGUCAAGACGGAGAUGUUCGAGCGAUACGGAGAGCCGUUUACCCCUGAAUUUGUAUACGAUGCCAUCAGAAAACUCUCGCGGUUCGCUAGCAUGGAACACGGCCAUCAACAAGAUGCUGAGGAGUUUCUCGGCUUUCUGCUGCAAUCUCUCGACGAUGAGUGUUCCCACAUCAUGGGUCAAACUCUCGGCAACGAGGAACAGCCUAUGCCAGAAGUCCCGGCCCAGCAAAAUGGUACCGACGCAUCAGGGGAUUGGCUCGAAGUGGGACGAAAGCAAAAGGCUGCCGUUACUCGGUCAUCCGGCUCCAAAUCUUCCAGCCCCAUUACCAAAAUCUUUGGUGGCCUUUUGCGAUCCGAGCUCCGAGUGCCCGGGUUGAAGGACUCCAUCACCACGGAGCCUUACCAGCCACUGCAGCUAGACAUCGGGUCACCAGAUGUCCGCAACGUGGUGGACGCUCUCCGGGGCCUCACCCGACCUGAGCGUCUUCAGGGCGACUUCAACUCUCCCCGUGGAAAGGACGUCAUGGCUACCAAGCAGGUCUUUAUCGAGACCCUGCCUCCGGUCCUGAUCCUGCACCUCAAGCGGUUCCAGUUCGAUGCCGAGGGCCACGGCACCAUCAAGAUCUGGAAGAAAAUCGGGUACCCGCUCGAGCUUGGGAUUCCGCGCGAGGCCCUGUCCCGACAACGGCGCCAAAUCAUUGGCGAAGGGCCCAUGCCCCGUUACAAGCUCAUCAGCGUCGUCUACCAUCACGGAAAGAACGCAAGCGGCGGCCACUACACGGUCGACGUUCGUCGGCAAGACGGGCGCGAGUGGAUCCGCAUGGACGACACCGUGCUGCGCCGCAUACGCAGCGAGGACGUUGCCGAGGCAGGGUCGGAGGACGACGCCGCGGACAUCUGCAGGGAACAGUCGCCUGCUUCCAACGCCUCGACCAAUCGUUUCGGCGUAAUGCACGAGCAAGACGCUGCCGAGGAAGAUGGGUGGAAGCAGGUCACGACUUCGGCCACUGGAAGCAAGAGAUGGAGCAAUGUCGCCAACGGCGCAAACGCGGCGGGUAGCAAGGAGAAGCAGGUCAAGGACAGCAACAGCAAGGACAACAAAGUUGCCUACCUGCUGUUGUAUCAGCGCAUGUAG